Messenger RNA from Hirsutella rhossiliensis, 1164 nucleotides. RefSeq names its product male sterility protein. Gene Ontology annotation, biological process: long-chain fatty-acyl-CoA metabolic process. Bases 1 to 1164 code for a protein of 387 amino acids. Gene Ontology annotation, molecular function: alcohol-forming very long-chain fatty acyl-CoA reductase (NADP+) activity. Lineage: Eukaryota; Fungi; Ascomycota; Sordariomycetes; Hypocreales; Ophiocordycipitaceae. The record is from RefSeq and is a predicted model, not a curated record. Gene Ontology annotation, cellular component: peroxisome. The transcript has 2 exons.
AUGGAGCAAGUGGUUCUCUUGACGGGCGGAACGGGCAGCCUCGGCAGUUGUCUGCUCUACAAACUCGCGCUGCAGUUGCCUGCUGCCAAGAUUUACGUCCUCUGUCGCGGGACAGUCAAUGAGGCGGUUCAGAAAUGGGAGUUCUACAUGGCAGAGCAAAUCGACGACAUCCUGGAUUCCGGAAAGGUCCACUGCAUCCGGGGCAACCUGAACCGGGAUGGCUUCGGUCUCGAUCCGGACGACCUGAAACGCCUGCAAGAAGAGGUGACAGUCGUUAUUCACGCGGCGGCCGACAUUUCCCUUGCCCAGAGCCUUCCCGAUUCCAUUCAGAGCGAUUGCCUACCCGUUAUCCGCAUCGCCAGUCUCGUGCAGAGCUUCAAAGCCGUCAAGCUGUUCGCGCACAUCUCUUCGACGUUUGCACAGAUGCACCUAUCGGCCGGCGUGGUGCCCGAGAGGAUCGUCAAGGUUGCCGACGAUGAACCUCCUCCGCAGACGCAACUGGCCUCCAUCCUCAGGACGGGAAAGUCGCCAUACGCCCAUCACUUCAUCACGCCAUAUGCGCAGGCAAAGUACCUUGCAGAGCAGCUUCUCAUGGAGUACCAUGACAGCUUCCCGAUACUGAUAGUCCGGCCCUCCAGCAUCUCGCCAGCAGUCAGCGACCCGUUUCCGCAGUAUGGUCCGGACGGGGCCAUCCCGCUGCACACUUUCGUCACAUUGGCUCUUGCACGGGGAUACGACGUGCUGGAAAUCAUCAACGGCCUCCCACAAGAAUUCAUCUUGGAUGAGAUACCCGUUGACCUCGUUGCCAACACCUGUCUCCUCCACGUGGCAGCCGGCACAACUGGUGUUGUCCACGCGGCUGCACAGCUCUACGAAACUCUUACUGUUGCCGAAUACGUCUCCAGAGCACGGAAAUAUGCACCGAAGGAUGUGGUGGAGCGAAUAGCUGCGAAUGGUACGAAGCAGGGGCAACCCCGCCAGCUGCCGUUGGAUUUCCAUGGGCUGCUAAUGGAAGAAUGGCGGGAUUGGAUAUUUGACUGUCAACGUUCCAAGCACCUAAAGAAUACGCCGGGCCCUAUCGGUCUUCAAUGCACUCAUGUCUGUGAGGAGGUCUUUCGCGAGCGAGUGGAACGAUGGUCAAAACGGCUGGGCGUUUUGUUGUGA